Messenger RNA from Parus major (Great Tit), 3593 nucleotides. It is a transcript of the gene IL7R, whose product is annotated as interleukin 7 receptor. The record is from RefSeq and is a predicted model, not a curated record. Gene Ontology annotation, biological process: cytokine-mediated signaling pathway; positive regulation of receptor signaling pathway via JAK-STAT; hemopoiesis. The transcript has 9 exons. Lineage: Eukaryota; Metazoa; Chordata; Aves; Passeriformes; Paridae. The coding region runs from base 134 to 1486 and encodes 450 amino acids. Gene Ontology annotation, cellular component: external side of plasma membrane; membrane. Gene Ontology annotation, molecular function: cytokine receptor activity; protein binding.
CAUGUUCCUUCACACCACUUUUGGGGAAAGUGGUUGCACCUCAGCAGACGGUGACGAGAGAUGAAAAAUUUGAUUUAGAGAUCCAGUCCCAGAUCUGCUAAACUCUUAUUUGUCUGCUUCCAAACAAACAGCAAUGACAAGCAUUUGUGAGCUAUGCCUGAAGGACAUGGGCUAUCACUCAGUUACUGGGACUCUUGGGGAUGAUGAACCAGACAAUUUUGACAUUGAUUGCUUCAGCCAGCUGGAAAUUAAGGACUCCUUGAGCAGCCUGACCUGCAAUUUCACCGAGCUGCCUCCUUACAACACUAACUACACCCUGUCUCUGUGUACCAAAGAAGAUAACAAUUACGCCUGCUCCAACAUGAAGAAACAAGAAGAUGUAUACUUCUUACAGUUCAUUGAUAUACUCUCAAACAGAGAUAUUUGCAUGUAUUCUGAGAUGAAGAGAAGGGUCUGCAGGAGUCUGGUUGUAACUGACAUUGUUAAGCCUGAAGUACCUUUCGCCGUAAACAUCACAUAUGAAAAGGAGGCAAAUGAAUAUCUUAUUCGUUAUUGUACACCACACUCAAGGAAGAAAUACUUAAAGGACAAAUUAGUACACCAGGUAGCCUAUCGGCAGAAAGAAGGUACUUGGAAGACAAAAGAAUCACCAUAUCUUCAGGUAAAAUUGCUGGGGAAAAACCUUGAAAAUGGAGCAUCGUAUGAGGUGAAAGUACGUUCUCAGCCCAAUGGAGAUUAUUUUAAGGGCACAUGGAGUGAAUGGAGCACUUCCAAGAGCUUCAGGACAGCAAGAGAGCAGCACUCAGCAGAAAGCUAUAACAGUGUGGCCAUGGUUAUACUCUCCAUCCUGGGAUUCAUGCUGUCCGUUGUUGUGAUUGCACUGUUCAUAGUUUUUUGGGAAAACAGGAUCAAACCUGCUGUAUGGCCAAACCUUCCUGACCAUAAAAAAACGCUGGAGCAACUAUGCAAGAAGCCAAAAAACAAUUUUGAUAUAAGCUUUAACCCAGAGAGUUUUGGUUAUGUUCAUAUCCAUAAAGUGGACGGCCUUUGGGCAAAAGCUGAACUGGAAAAUUUUCUGCAGCCAUCAACUGCUCCGAAGACAAGCCUUCCAGAAAAAUUCAGGGGUGGAUCAGACCUGAAGAUGAUCCCUGUGAUGGCAGACAAAAACAGCCUCAACCUGUCAGUGUCUGACAAAGGAGUCUGGCCAGCUGAAGCCCUGCACAGGCUCCUGGGCACCAGCCAGUUUGCAGUCACAGAGGGCAGCUGCAGCUCCAGCACAUAUGAGGUUUGCCACGGCAACAGGGUGCCCCUGCACAACGAUGGUUUCAACCUUUCCUCCACUUGUUCCCUGGAUCCUUCCGGCCAGCCCCAUGCAGAGCCUGUAAAUGAUGACACCAUAUCCCAGAUGCUGCCAAACAGUGACAUGAGAUCAACAAACAAUGAGGAAGCCUAUGUCACAAUGUCCAGCUUCUACAAAAUUCAGUAAAUCUCGUAAGAAUUACAGCAUGCAUUUUAUUUUCUCUAACACAAGCAGGGUACUGAAGCUUUCUGGUUUUGUUUUCCUGUAUCCUGGGAAUUCCCACAUCCCUCAUGCCCUCUGCUCAUGGUGCAAUGCUAUACCCGCAGGGAAGUGGGUUCUCCCACAUUCCAGUGAGAAGUAUCCUAUCUCAGCAUUCAGUAUGCUGCUAGCAGUCUUCACUGCAGUAAAACUAAAUUUAAUUCAACCUGAUUUUGAUCUUCAAAUCUGAUUAAUCCAGAGCAGUGACAAUGCAGUCCCAGCUGAGGAUCACAGCAUAUCUCAUAGAAAUUAAUGAACUCUUUUGUUACCCUCUUGGUUACAGAGUUAAGCUCUUAAUAAUGCCUUAGCAAGAAAUAUGGCAAUGAAUUCCUUUUAAAUAGAGCCCAAUCUUUUUUAAACACUGGUGGGUCAAGACUAAUUCCUCCCCAGUUAGUCAAAAGACAGUAAAAAGACAAAAAGACAGUAAAUUAUAGUUGCUAUCAAGUACUAGGUGCCUGGGGAUUCAGGAACUUGAGCACCACAAGAAGAGUAGGCAGAGUGCCCAGUACAAAUAUUACAUGGGCCCAUCUGUAAUCAGGAGAUGUUUCCUGAGAUGGAUUUAGGUUUUUGUUUGGGUUUUUUGUUUGGUGGGGUUUGGGGUUUUUUUUGAGACAUGAAUUAAAACAAAGAAAACCCUAAGUGCCACUACUUUUUGCUAUUGGCAAAGAUCUGCUCUUAAGCCAACUAUGGGAUCCACAGGUAUUUCUGCUAAUACUUUUGAGAACUUCAAAAUUUAAUGUACCAACUAUGCAAAGCAAAGUCCUUUCUCUUUGUAGAAGCUGAAUUAGGUCUGUAAACUGCAUGAUGCUGUCCUUUUCUGCAGCUCUUAUGCAAUUAUUAGUGUAGCAUUCCAGAGUGCUUUCCAUUCCAGAGGCUGGGCUGACCAUGUUUGUUUACUAGCAUUAUUCCAAAUGGCUGUGACUGCACACAAAUACUAUGAAUUUGGACAGGCAAUAUUCCCAUGCAACAUUUGACAUAGGAAAAUGGAUGGAAUGUCAUGGAUCCUGCCAGUGAUCACAAGACCUAAUUUGUUUCUUUUAAAUAACUCACAAUUUGCAGGAGAUGUUUUGUUGGGUUUGUAGGUUUUUUGUUUGUUUUUUUGGGGGUUCUUUUGCAUUGUGACUUAUUUUCUUUGUAGUAUUACAUUUAUUACUUCUUUUACAUUAUGGCUGAGCCACUUCACCGUCCUCCUCGGAUGCUGCACAUUCUGGAGCACACACUUGGAGAUAAAGCUGCUACAGCCACAUGGUUGCAUGACAGCAAAACUGUGUGGCCAUGGGACAUCCAAGCUGCUUUCUUGCACUCUGGAUUUGGGAUUCACCUCAUUGUGCAGUGUCAGUUUCUCUAGCUCUUUGAAAUUCUCCUUUACCUAGGAGUAAGUGCCUUGUUUCAAGAAUAUAUGAGAGUGGGGCUUGCAUUAUACUCAGUUGCUUGAAUCAACUGCAAGAGACAGUACAAACCAAACAGCAAUUCUGGCCCACAUCAAGCCAAAACCAGCCUUCCCAAGACAGCACUCCACCUCCUCCACCUCCACCCAGUGCCAGGGAAACUUUCGACUUGGGAGAACCUAACAGCUACUGUGUGCAAAGGGGCCUCGGAUUUGGCUCAAGGCAUUCCAAUGACAUUUUACAGAAUGGUUUUUAUUGCUGUUUACUGCCAAAUGAAGCAUUAAUUGAUGCAGAAGAAAAAGACCAAAGCCCUGGGCAUUCAUUUGCUUUAUAGUGCUUGUAUUCCCUUUCAAAAAAGAGCUGCUGAUAAUGCUUAGACUGUGAGAACUUGCACAGUGUGACUGUAGAGACAGACAGACUAUACUGGAAUGAUACCUUCUUCCAGUGUCACAGAGACAAACAAAAAGGGGAUAGAGGAAGAAGCAAAAGCACAUCAAGAAAAUCCUCUGCAGUAUGUGUUAUGCUUCCUUCAAUUUUUGUAAUUUUGUAUUUCUGUAACAUAUUUGUUGGAUGUAUGCAGAUAUAACCACUUUCAGCUUUGUUUCGGGAAAAAAAAUAAAGCCAAAUUUGCACCAAAGCCAGAAAUA